AUGGUAGUUGAAGAUUCGAUGAAAGCUACAUCGGCGGAAGAUCUUUCUAAUUCCAUUGCUAAUCAAAACCCUAGAGGACGUGGCGGUGACGAAGAUGAGGAACUUGAGGAAGGUGAGAUCGUCGGCGACGACGACCUCGACUCCUCCAAUUUGUCCGCGUCCCUAGUGCAUCAGCCUCACCCUCUGGAGCACUCUUGGACCUUUUGGUUCGAUAACCCAUCUGCCAAAUCCAAGCAAGCCACCUGGGGUGCGUCUAUUCGACCGAUCUAUACCUUCUCUACCGUCGAGGAGUUCUGGAGUGUUUACAACAACAUUCAUCAUCCAAGCAAAUUGGCGAUGAGGGCAGAUUUGUACUGCUUCAAACAUAAAAUUGAGCCUAAAUGGGAAGAUCCCGUUUGUGCUAAUGGAGGGAAAUGGACUGUGAACUUUCCAAGGGGAAAAUCUGAUAAUGGCUGGUUGUACACGCUGCUUGCUAUGAUCGGAGAACAGUUUGACUGUGGUGAUGAAAUUUGUGGAGCAGUUGUUAAUGUUAGGUCUGGGCAGGAUAAAAUAUCAAUUUGGACGAAGAAUGCUUCCAAUGAAGCUGCGCAGGCGAGCAUUGGAAAACAGUGGAAGGAGUUUCUUGAUUACAAUGAGAGCAUUGGCUUUAUAUUCCACGAUGACGCAAAGAAAUUCGAUAGACAUGCGAAGAAUAAAUAUAUGGUGUGA
This is a messenger RNA of Cucumis melo (muskmelon), 708 nucleotides long. RefSeq names its product eukaryotic translation initiation factor 4E (gene EIF4E). NCBI's taxonomy places the organism in Eukaryota, Viridiplantae, Streptophyta, Magnoliopsida, Cucurbitales, Cucurbitaceae. Gene Ontology annotation, cellular component: cytoplasm; eukaryotic translation initiation factor 4F complex. Gene Ontology annotation, biological process: translational initiation. The record is from RefSeq and is marked provisional. Gene Ontology annotation, molecular function: translation initiation factor activity; RNA 7-methylguanosine cap binding.